Messenger RNA from Malania oleifera, 1749 nucleotides. RefSeq lists its product as uncharacterized. The transcript has 4 exons. The coding region runs from base 140 to 1351 and encodes 403 amino acids. The record is from RefSeq and is a predicted model, not a curated record. NCBI's taxonomy places the organism in Eukaryota, Viridiplantae, Streptophyta, Magnoliopsida, Santalales, Ximeniaceae.
AUAAGCAGUUAUUGUUAUCCUCAUGCUGCGUCUCCACUUCAUAAGGGCAUGGUGCUUUUUGCGCUCACUUCCAAAACCCUAGUACAGACUCAAACACUGCCACUGCCAGUGCCAGUGCCAGAGUUCAGGGGCUUCUCCAAUGGCCUUCUUGUUUCAGAAGUUUCAAGAGGCUGUGAAAAUGCUGGCUAAAAAUCCAAUGUUUGCUAGAGAUCCAAGGCGGCUCCAGUUUGAAGCAGACAUGAAUCGCCUUUUCCUUUAUACCAGUUACAAUCGUUUAGGAAGGAAUGCAGAUGAGGAAGAUGCAGAUGAGAUUAUUGAAAUGGCUAGUAAAGCCUCUGUUGCUGAUCAACAGAAGCAAGUGCAUGAAAACAUCCAUUCUCAGAUCAAAACAUUCUGCAUGUCGAUGGAUGAAAUUCUUCUUUCAGAUGUGAAUACAGUAAAUGAACUGGUUGAUUUGCAUUCACAAACAAGUGGAGCUCCUCGCCAUAGUGGCCUUAGUUUUGCUGUUGGCAGGAAUGCUGCUCCAAAAGAACAUGUUGCUGUACCGAAGACGAGACCGUUAAAAUGUGCUGAACUCUCUAAAAGUCUAAAGAAUCAAAUUGGCUAUACGCUUUGUCUAAAGCCAUCUCAGAUUCCUCACAGGGAUGCUGGGCAAGGUUUGUUCUUAAAUGGUGAAGCUGGUGUUGGAGCUGUGGUAGCCUUAUACCCUGGAGUAAUAUACUCCCCUGCUUACUAUCGUUACAUUCCUGGAUACCCUAGAGUUGAUGUGCACAAUCCCUACUUAAUCACAAGAUAUGAUGGAAUUUUAAUAAAUGCACAGCCUUGGGGUCCUGGUGGUGAAGCUCGUGAAGUUUGGGGUGGGUUAACAAUGUCACAGGGCAGCCCAAACAUGGAAGGUGUUGAAAAGGGUUCUGACAGGUUAUGGAAAUUGCUGAGCAAGCCUUUAAAUAGCACACAACAGGGAAAGGGUGGUGACAUAUUGGAGCGGAGAAACCCACUCGCUCUGGCUCAUUUUGCAAACCACCCAGGUAAGGAUAUGCUCCCAAAUGUCAUGGUAUGCCCUUAUGAUUUCCCGUUGACCGAAGAAGGCAUUAGGCCCUAUAUCCCAAAUAUACUGUUUGGGGAUGAAGAAGAAGUCAAAAUGAAGAGGUUUGGUAGCUUUUGGUUUAGGUCUGGGCGCUCAAGUGACAGUAUGCCUGAUGUUCCUGUCUUGAAAACUAUUGUCCUAGUUGCUACAAGGGCUCUUCAUGAUGAAGAAAUCCUCUUGAACUACAGGUUGAGCAACUCAAAGCGGUGGCCGGCAUGGUAUACUCCUGUAGAUGAAGAGGAGGACAGGAGGCGGUGGGGUUAAACCAGUGAAGGUUGGUGAGGAGGUGGGUUAAACUAGUGAAGGUUGGAUUUUGACCCAAUCUCCAUCCAUAGUUUCACUGUUUGAGCUCAUACUCCUGUGUUGUGUUUUGGGAUUCUUCAUGCUGCUGGCAGUUCCUUAUUUAUUCAGGCUUCUGUUGGUUCGCGGUUUUGCAACUUAUUCAUCAUACUUCUCAAACAUAUGUUCCUACCAUUGGAUAAUAAUGGACUUGGUCAGUGAAUCUUUUCUCAUAGAACAACAGUGGUCUUUGGGAAUUUUGAUUUUAAUUCCUGUUUUCACCCUAUAUAACUUUGCUUCAAUUACCUUUAUCUUUUGUAUGAUUUUCAAAUUCUCGACUGAAGAAAAUACCAUUGUUAAAAUAAGCAGCGGUAACUUAAUCA